CUUUAGCACUGGUCGUGGCUGGCGCCGAAGCAAGUUUCGCGAUGUUUCGCCUCCGCAGCAGUAUCAACCUGCGCCACCUCGGCGGCGGCCUCGGCCUCAUGGCCGCCUACUCGAGCAACUCGGCGUCGCUCCUCAAGAGCGCCAAGCCGGCCGUGACCUUUUACCAGUACGAGCCGUGCCCGUACUGCUGCAAGACCAAGGCCGUCAUGGACUACCUGCAAGUCCCGUACAAGGUCGUCGAGGUCAACCCGGUCUCGAAGAAGGAGCUCAAGGAGAUCACCGACUAUGGCAAAGUGCCUGUCGCGGUCAUCGACGGCGUCGUCGUGCCCAACUCGUCCGACAUCAUUGCGCACCUUCAGGCCCACGCCGGCCUGCCGCCCGUCGAGAAGGAGUGGUCCGAGUGGGUCGACAUGAAGCUCAUUACGCUCAUGCCGCCCAACAUUUACCGCACUGUGCCCGAGGCGCUCGAAGCGUUCGAGUACUGCUUGACCGAAGGCAACUUUACCGCGUGGGAGCGCCGUCUCUCCAAGUACUCUGGCGCGGCCGCCAUGUACCUCAUUUCCAAGCGCCUCAAGAAGAAGUAUGGCAUCGAAGACGAGCGCCAAGCGCUGUACGACGUGACGGCCGUGUGGCUCGAGGCGAUUGGCGACAAGCCAUUCUUGGGCGGCGACGAGCCCAACCUCACGGACGUCUCGGUGUUUGGUGUCUUUCGCUCAAUCGUCGGCCUCGAGACGUUCAAGGAUCUCAUGACGCACACGCAGCUCCAGCCAUGGUUUGAGCGCAUGGCGGCCAAGGUCGGUCCGCGCCAGCGCCUCCAAGACUAGGUUUAGAGUAUAAUCGCCCCGCUCGAACGCACUGUGCAUGUCAAACCACUCUUGAUGUACGACAUCGGAAGCUGUGUCGUCCUCACGGUGGUGUCAGCGUCGAACGUGGUCAGCUCGAAAAGACGUGCUCACGUGGUUGUGCUCCUCGUCGUCUCCGAGGCCCGUACUUCGAGUAGGCUGGAAUAUGCGCUGUCCUCUUCUCAAUUUGCCUAAGGAUGGGGGGAGGCUGGUGAGGAUCGAACCCUGUGCCAGUGCUCGCACCACAAGGACGCCAUCGGACGGGAAAUGGGCAUGGCAUUGUGAAUGCACCACGUGGAAGAGGAGCCUGCGUACGACCUCGCGCGAGCUAUGACUCG
Molecule: messenger RNA, 1180 nt
Organism: Saprolegnia diclina VS20
Lineage: Eukaryota; Oomycota; Saprolegniomycetes; Saprolegniales; Saprolegniaceae
Exons: 5
Coding region: 42-824 (260 amino acids)
Cellular component (GO): mitochondrion
Molecular function (GO): prostaglandin-E synthase activity
Source: RefSeq, a predicted model, not a curated record